AUGGCGGACAUUCAGACCGAACGUGCAUACCAAAAGCAGCCCACAAUCUUCCAAAACAAGAAGCGUGUUCUGCUUGGAGAAACCGGCAAGGAAAAACUCCCUCGGUACUACAAAAACAUCAGUCUAGGCUUCAAGACGCCCAAGGAGGCCAUCGAGGGCACCUACAUUGACAAGAAAUGCCCGUUCACUGGCAACAUCUCCAUCCGAGGGCGGAUCCUGUCCAGCGUCGUGACCAAGAUGAAGAUGCAGAGGACCAUUGUCAUCCGCCGGGACUAUCUUCAUUACAUCCGAAAGUACAAUCGCUUUGAGAAACGCCACAAGAACAUGUCUGUGCACCUGUCCCCCUGUUUCAGGGAUGUACAGAUCGGCGACAUUGUCACUGUGUGAGAGUGCAGGCCCCUGAG
Molecule: messenger RNA, 404 nt
Organism: Arvicola amphibius (Eurasian water vole)
Lineage: Eukaryota; Metazoa; Chordata; Mammalia; Rodentia; Cricetidae
Product: 40S ribosomal protein S11-like
Exons: 1
Coding region: 1-387 (128 amino acids)
Biological process (GO): translation
Cellular component (GO): ribosome; cytosolic small ribosomal subunit
Molecular function (GO): structural constituent of ribosome
Source: RefSeq, a predicted model, not a curated record